Armigeres subalbatus is the source of this 1331-nucleotide messenger RNA. RefSeq lists its product as uncharacterized. The coding region runs from base 312 to 1172 and encodes 286 amino acids. The transcript has 3 exons. The record is from RefSeq and is a predicted model, not a curated record. NCBI's taxonomy places the organism in Eukaryota, Metazoa, Arthropoda, Insecta, Diptera, Culicidae.
CGUUAACUACCAGGCAAACGGUGCGCGAGCAUUGGUUUUUUAUCGAACACGAAUUGAAGUGAAGAAAUUGGAUCGAAUCCUUUUGGGGGAAGAUCGAUCGAAUUGCUCCUUAGCUAUUAUAUCGAAAGAAAGGGGCUACAUCCGAAAGCGACGAGAAAGAAUCGAAACUAGAAGUGUUAAGUGUUCUGAUCUGCUCGAGACUUCCUGUGUAAAAGAAAUCCCAAGAACAGAUAAACAGUGGAAUCAAAUCAAUUCAAGUCUUACAGCUGAGAUAUUUCAAUUGAAAAGAAGUGUGAAGUGACAGUUGAAAAAUGUAUCGUAUUUUGGCAUUGCUGGUAUUAGUCACCAUAGUGCAGGCGUUGUCCAUCGACGAUCGCUCCGCUUACGAUAUCACUGUCAACGUCGAGAAGAAUUCCAACUCGUACUUCCAAAGUGCCAAACUGAAAGAGGGAACUUUCGAGUAUGGAUUGGAUGUGGAAAAGCCGGUGGAUCAUCACUUUCAGCAUAAGGUCAAGGGCCCGGACGGCAUCACGUACGGAUGUUAUGGAUUUGUGGACCCCGAUGGUAAACCACAUCUAACUCACUACGUAUCGGAUGCUAAAGGCUAUCGCGUAGUGGCACCGGAUCAUGCUACCAAGAUCUACAUCUCCCGACUGGAAAAGAGCAUUAACAACGUUUAUCAAGCCUCAGUAGAGAAGGACGUUCAAUGGAAGGACCUGUUCUUCCCACCGGCCUGCAAAACUUUGUACGCUGAGCUGGUUCAGAAUCUGCCAGCCACGACUCCCCGCACGCCACGCACCACGCCCACACGUGCCCCCACGACUCCUCGUCCAACGGCCGCGCGCCCAACCUCUGCCCGUAUUACUCCGGCGUUCGAACCGGACUUCGGUGCCAGCAGUAACCUGCACGAGUCCGUUGUCCGCGGUGAUGGCAGCUGCUCACAAGUGUGCAACGAACUGAAGGGCGAACUGCAGGAAAUCAAGUCCAAGCUGAAGACCCUCAUCGAUGGUCUGGCACGGAGGGAAGCCGAAGAGAGCCGAACGAAGUCGGCUGGCGGUGCCGGUGGAAAUGGAACCUACGCGUACUUCCCGGUCAUGUUGAGCAAUAGUCUGCCGGUGAAUGCCGCGUCCGGGCAGUUUGCGCUGCCGGCAUUCCAGUGUGGUAGGAAGUAAGAUUGACAAGAUACAUACUUCGCAAAUUGUGAUGGAAGUGAGGAAGAUGUGAAAUGUAUAUAAUUUAUAUAUUACAGAUAAUUAUUUAAGGCAGAAUGAAUGGGGAAUUGAAUGGAUGGAUAGGUUAAGGAUGUAGCUUUACAAGAUAUUUUUUUUUAA